AUGACGUACACACGUCGUCUGCGCGCCACAGAGACAUCGACCUUCUAUGUGGAAGCACCUAAUCCUGGAUAUAUCACGUCGCAGACAGUCCCGGAUGAAGUGAAGUCUGAUAGCUACGGAGCCAAAAAAAAACAGGAAUCAUCCAAGACGAAUUUAUUCCAGACUCUCCAAUUUCAGUUAUAUAUAUCCACAUGGUUCCUUGCUUUCGAAAUCGAAUAUUUGCACAAGAAAUCCUAA
Necator americanus (New World hookworm) is the source of this 237-nucleotide messenger RNA. RefSeq lists its product as uncharacterized. The record is from RefSeq and is a predicted model, not a curated record. Lineage: Eukaryota; Metazoa; Nematoda; Chromadorea; Rhabditida; Ancylostomatidae. The coding region runs from base 1 to 237 and encodes 78 amino acids. The transcript is spliced from 2 exons.